Molecule: messenger RNA, 1647 nt
Organism: Dothidotthia symphoricarpi CBS 119687
Lineage: Eukaryota; Fungi; Ascomycota; Dothideomycetes; Pleosporales; Dothidotthiaceae
Exons: 5
Coding region: 1-1647 (548 amino acids)
Source: RefSeq, a predicted model, not a curated record
AUGGACUGGCGACUUCUCGAGUACGCCAAGGAAGCGGAGGAUACAGCUUCAGGCCUCCAUGUCUUUCUUGGCGAAAUUCCACAGUUUCGCAAAGACAUCACGGGUUACAUUGCUGAACUCUUCGCCAUAUCCAACGCUCUACACGUACUACAUGAAGCACUCGAGCCGGCACACUAUGGAAGGUACUCAGGCCGGAUCUUGAAGGACCUAGAAGUUUGUCUUCCAAGCUUAGGACACACUCUCGAUGAUGUGCGCGACAUGUUCAGCAAGAAGAACGGUAGCCGCCAUGCUGCUCCGGGAGCAUUUCCGGGUACCCCACCCUAUACGUUGAUCUGGCAGGACGCACUUGCGGACAUGAAAGCUCAGGGCAUAUCUUUUCCUGUGAGGCUGGAGCUCUUCAGAACGUACCUGCAAGGAAUGGAGGACGCUUUGAAGGGUGAGGAGGAUGAGGAGGAGAUCUUGCAGAUCAGGGCCCGUUUGUCGAAGCUGUUGAAGAACCAAGAACCUCUUGAUUCGUACUUCAGCAGACUCUCAACAAAUGGGCAUUCCGGCAGUCAUGCGAAAACACCAAAACCUGCUUCUCCAAAAGUUUCCCGACCCAAUAUUGAACGGUAUUCCACAUACCCGGCUUAUAGUCAUAUCCCACCACCAGCACCGGCGCCUCCGCCUCCACAGUUCUCUCAACUCGGAAUUGCUCCAACUUGGGGUGGCGUCAUCGGAGACAUACCAUUCGUGCCGCCACCAGUGCCGGAGAUUCCCCAAUCACCAACGUACUCCACAGCCUCAUCGCAUUCUUUCUCAACUCAUUCCACUGAUUCGGGAGAAGCAGUCGCUCACUGGUCGAUGAAGAUAUUCGAUGGACGCCAUUCUUCCACGCCAUUCCACACACUUGGAGAUGCUACCGUUUGUCUCGGAAGAGACGAGCCACGAGUCAUUGAGAUGUUGGAUGACGAUAGAUUUGAGAGAGUGUUGGAGUUACCAUUCGAGGCCACCAACGUCUGGGUAAGGCUGUAUUGGAGGUCUGACGACAGUCGCGCCAGGAUACUCUUCCUCACUAUGGAUCCUACCGGACGCCGCAUGAGAUACUGCUUUCCGUUGACUGGAUUGAAAGUGAUACGUUCAGAGUCUUGUCUGCAGCUUUGCCGUGUUAACCGCAAAGAUGGACAGCUCGACCUGUGGGCUAGGCUCCGGUUCACCUUGUAUGAACGGAUGGUUCUCUUCUACUGCACCGUUGUCGCCAUGAAGCGUCAAGACCAAAGUGGUAUCGCUGAUGGCCUAGAGGAUUUCUUCACGCCCGGAGAGAGGAUUGAGUUCAGCGGCGAAAUUACUGACAGCAGAUACCUCCACGCAUUUCGCAUCUACCGUGACGAAGACUCGGGCUGCGUCCGCUUCGAAGCAACACCUCGUCGCGGUCCGCUGAAGACGAUUCCCAUCUGGACAGCCUUCGUUACGCAGCACAUCAGAAACGGCCAUUGGAUGAAGCGUGUUGGCAAUGCGACGAUUCAGUUUCGAGACCUGCAUCCGUACGUCUUCUGUGAAGGAUACAAGGUACCAAAAGGGUCCACAGGCAGAUACCAAUUGACUUUUACUACGCCUGAAGACGCGAGAAACUUUGUGGAACGAUUUCAUCGCAUCAAAACGCGGUAA